Molecule: messenger RNA, 1146 nt
Organism: Osmerus eperlanus (European smelt)
Lineage: Eukaryota; Metazoa; Chordata; Actinopteri; Osmeriformes; Osmeridae
Product: succinate dehydrogenase [ubiquinone] cytochrome b small subunit A, mitochondrial-like
Exons: 4
Coding region: 102-584 (160 amino acids)
Biological process (GO): mitochondrial electron transport, succinate to ubiquinone; tricarboxylic acid cycle
Cellular component (GO): membrane; mitochondrial envelope
Molecular function (GO): heme binding; ubiquinone binding; succinate dehydrogenase (quinone) activity
Source: RefSeq, a predicted model, not a curated record
AGCAGGACGGAAGGCGGCUUGUAGAAUUCUUGAAUAACGGGAGCAUCUCAGUUGCGCAACCAACCUAUCCGUGCUUAUGACCUUGCCAAAGUAGUACCAUCAUGGCUUGCGCAGUUAGGAAGACCAGCCUGUGUAUUAGAGGCAUUAAACCUCUGUGUCUGAACUCCCUCUUGUCUCGAGGACUGGUGGUGGCGAGCAGAAAGAGAUGGGAUGAAGAACCGCACAGACUCGCGACAGUGAGACGUUCCGUCACAACCCACUCAGCAGCUGCUUUGGUCUCCAAGGCUGCAUCCACGCACUGGACGAGUGAAAGAGUAGUCAGCGUCGUGUUACUGGGAAUGGCCCCCGCAGCUUACCUGUACCCGGGCGCAGUGUUGGACUUCUCCGUUGCAACAGCACUUACUCUCCAUGGUCACUGGGGGGUCGGCCAGGUAGUAACAGACUAUGUCCACGGUGACCUGAAGAUCAAGCUGGCCAAAAGCGUUCUGUUUGUCACUUCCAUGGUGACCUUCGCUGGUCUGUGCUACUUCAACUACAACGAUGUGGGCCUCUGCAGAGCAGUGGCCAUGCUCUGGGGUCUGUAGGCAUGACUGACGGAGGAAAUAACAUUAUUCACUGCCUGGACCAAUAUACCUGGACCUGUGUUCAGACUCAAGGGAAGGGGGGGAGGGGUAAUAUUGUUUGCAAUGUCUGUAUGUUUUGUUUCAAAAUUGCCCUCAAAUAAUGCACAGUAUGUGCCAAUAACAAAGCUUUGAGCAUCUGUGUACAUAUAAUAUAUAGAAUAAUCAAUUUUUGAAAUCUAGAUAUAAUAAUCAAUUUUGUUCUUGUCGAGACACGCUUGCAUCUGUCAAAAAGCGGGGGAAGUGCACAUAUUGUAGAUUAGUUUCCUGUAUAGGCCUGUAGUUAAGGUAAAGAAGUGGAGAUUAUCAAGCAUUUCCUUUGUUGAGUUUGUAGUGACACUGAUUGCUGUCAACCUGUGAACAAAAAUAACUUUGGCGUCUGAUCAUGCUGCUUCUGAAUGAUAAUUAUUUAUGUAAAUAAUAAAAGAUGAAUGAAGGAAUUUCUAAAACCAAAUACAGGCCAUGCAUGAAUCAGAUCUGAAUCACUUUACUGUUGCCUCAAUGUCAAAUAAAAAUGUAGUCAUUG